This is a messenger RNA of Entelurus aequoreus (snake pipefish), 6877 nucleotides long. RefSeq names its product nesprin-2-like. The transcript has 20 exons. Lineage: Eukaryota; Metazoa; Chordata; Actinopteri; Syngnathiformes; Syngnathidae. The coding region runs from base 159 to 3323 and encodes 1054 amino acids. Gene Ontology annotation, molecular function: protein binding. The record is from RefSeq and is a predicted model, not a curated record. Gene Ontology annotation, cellular component: membrane.
AAGGAUUCCAAAGGCGUGAUCAGACAUUAAUGGUGCGUGUGAAGGUGUGAGGACCAGCCUGGUGACCUUGUCGUCCUCCUCAGCACACCCAGCUGCUCUUCCAGAGGCACCAGUGCGGCUUCCUCCACACCCUGGAGGUGGGCCGCCAGCUCUUCUCCAUGGCCGACCAGGAAACCCAGAACCGGAUCCAGACGGACCUGGGAGCGCUGCAGGAGGAGUGGGACAACCUCCACGGUCUGCUGAGCCGCAGGGUGGACCUGGCCCAGACCAUCGUGGAGAACUGGCAGCGCUGCGAGGCGGGACUGACAGACAAGAUGCUGCAGCUGAAGGACAUGAAGACCAGACUCAACCAGUCGCUGCCAGAGAGCGAUGACGGCAACAAGGAGAGCGAGGACCCCCUGGAGGACUGGGCGGAGAGCCUGAGAGAGCUGAGCACCAUGAAGACGGACCUGAGUCAGUACGUCAUGGCCGACGACGUGCUGCUGCUGGAGGAGCAGGUGAAGCACCUGCACUGCCAGUGGGAAGAGCUCUGCCUUAAGGUGUCGCUUCGCAAGCAGGAGAUCGCCGACCGCCUCAAUGCGUGGGUCAUCUUCAACGAGAAGAACAAGGAGCUCUGCGAGUGGCUCACGCACAUGCAGGACAAGGUGGAGCACGCCUCCGACCUCAACAUCGAGGAGAUGGUGGAGAAGCUGAAGAAGGACUGCAUGGAGGAGAUCAACCUGUCCAGCGAGAACAAAAGCCACCUGAAGCAGCUGGGGGAACAGCUCAUCAGCGCCAGCGACAAGACCAAGCAGAGCGACGUCAACGACAAGAUAAACAACGUCAACGACCGCUGGCAACAUCUGUUCGACCACAUCGAGGCCAGGGUGAGGAAGCUGAAGGAGACGCUGGCGACGGUGCAGCAGCUGGACAAGAACAUGAGCAACCUGCGCACCUGGCUGUCUCGCGUGGAGGCCGAGCUGUCCCGGCCGCCCGUCUACGUCGUCUGCCACGGCGACGAGAUCCAGAGGAAGCUGGCCCAGCAGCAGGAAUUGCAGCGAGACAUUGAGCAGCACACGGAGAGCGUGACGUCGGUGUUGACGCUGUGCGACGUCCUGCUGCGCGACGCCGACGCCUACGGCAGUGACUCGGAAAACGACUCCAUCCUGCAGACCACCAGCAGCCUGGACCGCCGCUGGAGAAACAUCUGCGCCAUGUCCAUGGAGCGGAGAAUGAGGAUCGAAGAGACGUGGCGUCUCUGGUGCAAGUUCCUGGACGACUACGCUCGCUUUGAGGACUGGCUCAAGGCGUCCGAGCUGACGGCGGCCAACCCCGACUCGGCUGACGUCCUCUACACCAGCGCCAAGGAGGAGCUGAAGAAGUUUGAGGCCUUCCAGCGACAGGUCCACGAACGUCUGACUCAGCUGGAGCUGGUCAACAAACAGUACCGCCGCCUGGCCCGGGAGAACCGCACGGACGCCGCCAGCAAGCUCCGCCUCAUGGUGGCUGAGGGCAACCGGCGCUGGGACGGCCUGCAGAGGCGCGUGGCUGCCGUGCUGCGCAGACUCAAGCACUUCACAUCUCAGAGAGAGGACUUCGAGGUGACCCGUGACGGGAUCCUGGUCUGGCUGACAGAGAUGGACCUCCAACUUACCAACGUUGAGCACUUCUCUGAGAGCGACGUUGAGGACAAGAUGAGGCAGCUCAUCGCGUUCCAGCAGGAGAUCACACUCAACGCCAACAAGAUUGACGCCCUCAUCGUGUCCGGGGAGAACCUGAUCCAGAAGAGCGCUCCUCUGGACGCCGUGCUGAUCGAGGACGAGCUGGAAGAGCUCCACUCGUACUGCCAGGAAGUGUUUGGACGUGUGGCCCGUUUCCACCAGCGCCUGGUCCACAGACGCCCGGUGCUGGAGGAGGAGAGGGAGCUGUCUGACCUGGACAACUCACCCGAGCCCAGCACCGGGCGUCAGACCACGUGUCAUCUCCUGGUGCCGCCCCUGGAGCACUCCGGGAGAGAGACCCCCGUCAGCGUGGACUCUAUCCCACUGGAGUGGGACCACACCGUCGACGUGGGCGGGUCUUCUUCGCACGAGGACGACGAGGACGCCACCUUUUUCAGCGCCCUGUCAGUGACAUCUGCUCGCCACGCACCAAGCUGGCACCAAUCCAGAGAAGCGUCGUCUUUUCCUCUGCCCGCCGCCGCCUGCUUCCACCAGCAGGGCUACGUGAAGCUGAUGUCCGACUGCAGCGGCAGCAUCGACAGCGUCAAAAAAGUCAAGCUGAUCCUCAACGACGGCGAGGAAGGACCGGAAGCUUCCGGUCUAACGAGCAGCACCGCCCACAAACACACGGGCGCAGUUGUGAUGGAGCGCUGGGAAGUUGUCCAGGCUGAGAAGGUGAGCGAGCGAGCGGACAUUGAGCCGGGCCUGCAGCAGUGGCGCCGGAUCCACGCCGACCUCGCCGACGUCACUUCCUGGCUGGCGGCCGUGCUUCCUGAGCUGGAGAGGCUGCAGAACAUCACGCCGUGCACCAGUGUGGACCACUUUGGACUUAACGUGCGCACUCUCAAGGACAUGCAGAGAACCUUCAGCGGCUACAAGCGCGUGCUGAUGUCCCUCAACCUCAGCACGCCACACUUCCCGCCGGCCCACAGCGCGGAGUCACGGGAGCUGAAGGCGGCGCUGAGCUCGGCCAAUCGGGGCUGGACGCGGGCGUGCGGCGCUCUGGCGCGCUGGGAGGCCACGCUGCACGCCGCGCUCAUGCAGUGUCAGGAGUUCCACCAGACGCUGCACUCGCUGCUGGCAUGGUUGGCUCAGGCGGAGGGAAAACUGGGCGACAUCGGCGCGCGGCGGCACGACGUGUCGCACGCCGUACGCAUGGAACAACGGCACGCACUCACGGCCCUCCAGGAGGAAAUGGGCGCCCGUCAGUCUGAGGUGUCGUCCCUGCAGGCCGUGGCCACGCAGCUCCUCCUGGAGGCCGAGGACAGCCUGGAGGCCAAGGAGAAAGUCCACAUCAUCGGCAACAAGCUGCGUCUCCUCCUGAGGGACGCCCACGCGCUCCACGCCGCCAUGCGGCAACACCCGGGGGAAGAGGAGCGAGCAGCAGGACAAGGAGAGACACACCCGAGAAGACGGGAGACCCCGCCGCCGCCGCCUCGCCACUUCCUGUCCCGCGUGCUGCGGGCGGCUUUCCCGCUGCAGCUUGUGCUGCUGCUGCUGCUGGCGCUGGCCUGCCUGGUGCCGCCGCCGUCCUCCGACGACUCCAGCUGCACGCUGAGCAACAACUUCGCCCGCUCCUUCUACCCCAUGCUGAGCUACACCAACGGACCGCCCCCCACAUGAGUCAAAUAUUCUUUAUCCACCGCUGGGAAGCCAUAAAGACAUACUUGCCAACCCUCCCCAUUUUCCCGGGACACUCCCGAAUUUCAGUGCCCCUCCCGAAAAAUCUCCCGGGGCAACCAUUCUCCCCAAUUUCUCCCGAUUUCCACCCGGACAACAAUAUUGGGGGCGUGCCUUUAUCGUCCUCUACAACCUGUCGUCACGUCCGCUUUUCCUCCAUACAAACAGCGUGCCGGCCCACUCACAUUAUAUAUGCGGCUUUUGCACACACAUAAGUGAAUGCAAGGCAUACUUGGUCAACAGCCAUACAGGUCACACUGAGGGUGACCGUAUAAACAACUUUAACACUGUUACAAAUAUGCGCCACACCAAACAAGAAUGACAAACACAUUUCGGGAGAACAUCCGCACCGUAACACAACAUAAACACAACAAAUACCCAGAAGCCCUUGCAGCACUAACUCUUCCGGGACGCUACUAUAUACACCCCCCGCUACCACCACCCCCCCCCCCCCAUCUCCCGAAUUCAGAGGUCUCAAGGUUGGCAAGUAUGCAUAAAGACUACGCUACAUUUUAUUUUCAACGUUUUUGUUUUUACCAAACAUACGUUGUUUUUUUUGUGUGUGUAAAUCGUCACUUUUGAUCUGCGACGAGCCAACGUGGAACUCUUGAUUGUCGUACAUUGCGACGUCGUGGUCGAAUACGACUUUGUUGCUGUGUUUGUGUCACAUUUUUUGCGGAAGAACAAUGACGAAGUUUUGAUGUUAAACAAUUUUUUUUGCUUUAUUUCACAAAAUGUUUAUUUUGCGUUGUUGUUGACGCGCUAACUAGUGGAACCUAUUUUUUAUGGGCUCGCCUCUUUGUGACGUUAAGUUCCUGUUAUACCUUGAGCUCUUAUUUUGAAGGCGCUAAGAGCGGAAGUGGUGACACGUCGUAGUGGAGCGAAAGGUUUCGAAAAUAAAGAAAAUGUUUAUUUUGCGUUGUUGUUGACGCGCUAACUAGUGGAACCUAUUUUUUAUGGGCUCGCCUCUUUGUGACGUUAAGUUCCUGUUAUGAGCUGUUAUACCUUGAGCUCUUAUUUUGGAGGCGCUAAGAGCGGAAGUGGUGACACGUCGUAGUGGAGCGAAAGGUUUCGAAAAUAAAGAAAAUGUUUAUUUUGCGUUGUUGUUGACGCGCUAACUAGUGGAACCUAUUUUUUAUGGGCUCGCCUCUUUGUGACGUUAAGUUCCUGUUAUACCUUGAGCUCUUAUUUUGAAGGCGCUAAGAGCGGAAGUGGUGACACGUCGUAGUGGAGCGAAAGGUUUCGAAAAUAAAGAAAAUGUUUAUUUUGCGUUGUUGUUGACGCGCUAACUAGUGGAACCUAUUUUUUAUGGGCUCGCCUCUUUGUGACGUUAAGUUCCUGUUAUGAGCUGUUAUACCUUGAGCUCUUAUUUUGAAGGCGCUAAGAGCGGAAGUGGUGACACGUCGUAGUGGAGCGAAAGGUUUCGAAAAUAAAGAAAAUGUUUAUUUUGCGUUGUUGUUGACGCGCUAACUAGCGGAACCUAUUUUUUAUGGGCUCGCCUCUUUGUGACGUUAACUUCCUGUUAUGAGCUGUUAUACCUUGAGCUCUUAUUUUGAAGGCGCUAAGAGCGGAAGUGGUGACACGUCGUAGUGGAGCGAAAGGUUUCGAAAAUAAAGAAAAUGUUUAUUUUGCGUUGUUGUUGACGCGCUAACUAGCGGAACCUAUUUUUUAUGGGCUCGCCUCUUUGUGACGUUAAGUUCCUGUUAUGAGCUGUUAUACAUUGAGCUCUUAUUUUGAAGGCGCUAAGAGCGGAAGUGGUGACACGUCGUACUGGAGCGAAAGGUUUCGAAAAUAAAGAAAAUGUUUAUUUUGCGUUGUUGUUGACGCGCUAGCUAGUGGAACCUAUUUUUUAUGGGCUCGCCUCUUUGUGACGUUAAGUUCCUGUUAUACCUUGAGCUCUUAUUUUGAAGGCGCUAAGAGCGGAAGUGGUGACACGUCGUAGUGGAGCGAAAGGUUUCGAAAAUAAAGAAAAUGUUUAUUUUGCGUUGUUGUUGACGCGCUAACUAGCGGAACCUAUUUUUUAUGGGCUCGCCUCUUUGUGACGUUAAGUUCCUGUUAUGAGCUGUUAUACAUUGAGCUCUUAUUUUGAAGGCGCUAAGAGCGGAAGUGGUGACACGUCGUACUGGAGCGAAAGGUUUCGAAAAUAAAGAAAAUGUUUAUUUUGCGUUGUUGUUGACGCGCUAGCUAGUGGAACCUAUUUUUUAUGGGCUCGCCUCUUUGUGACGUUAAGUUCCUGUUAUACCUUGAGCUCUUAUUUUGAAGGCGCUAAGAGCGGAAGUGGUGACACGUCGUAGUGGAGCGAAAGGUUUCGAAAAUAAAGAAAAUGUUUAUUUUGCGUUGUUGUUGACGCGCUAACUAGUGGAACCUAUUUUUUAUGGGCUCGCCUCUUUGUGACGUUAAGUUCCUCUUAUGAGCUGUUAUACCUUGAGCUCUUAUUUUGAAGGCGCUAAGAGCGGAAGUGGUGACACGUCGUAGUGGAGCGAAAGGUUUCGAAAAUAAAGAAAAUGUUUAUUUUGCGUUGUUGUUGACGCGCUAACUAGUGGAACCUAUUUUUUAUGGGCUCGCCUCUUUGUGACGUUAAGUUCCUGUUAUGAGCUGUUAUACCUUGAGCUCUUAUUUUGAAGGCGCUAAGAGCGGAAGUGGUGACACGUCGUAGUGGAGCGAAAGGUUUCGAAAAUAAAGAAAAUGUUUAUUUUGCGUUGUUGUUGACGCGCUAACUAGUGGAACCUAUUUUUUAUGGGCUCGCUUCUUUGUGACGUUAAGUUCCUCUCAUGAGCUGUUAUACCUUGAGCUCUUAUUUUGAAGGCGCUAAGAGCGGAAGUGGUGACACGUCGUAGUGGAGCGAAAGGUUUCGAAAAUAAAGAAAAUGUUUAUUUUGCCUUGUUGUUGACGCGCUAACUAGUGGAACCUAUUUUUUAUGGGCUCGCCUCUUUGUGACGUUAAGUUACUCUUAUGAGCUGUUAUACCUUGAGCUCUUAUUUUGAAGGCGCUAAGAGCGGAAGUGGUGACACGUCGUAGUGGAGCGAAAGGUUUCGAAAAUAAAGAAAAUAAAGUGGUCCUCGUGUAAAACUGGAGCCUCCGUGUUUGUUAUUUUCUAGUUUUACACGGUAUAGGCGACAUAUAUACUGUAUUUUUCGGAGUAUAAGUCGCACCUGCCGAAAAUGCAUAAUAAAGAAGGAAAAAAACAUAUAUAAGUUGCUGGAGCCCGGCCAAACUAUGAAAAAAACUGCAACGUAUAGUCUGAAAAAUACGGUACCCCAAUUCCAACCCCUGCUUGGCACUCAGCAUCAAGGGUUGGAAUUGGGGGUUAAAUCACCAAAAAUUAUUCCCGGGCGCGGCCACCGCUGCUGCUCACUGCUCCCCUCACCUCCCAGGGGCUGAACAAGGGGAUGGGUCAAAUGCAGAGAAUAAUUUCACCACAUCAUUGGUACUUUAACUAUAUAAACCUUCGCUCCACUACGUGUCACCACUUCCGCUCGAAGCGCCUUCAAAAUAAG